This is a messenger RNA of Botrytis porri, 2309 nucleotides long. RefSeq lists its product as uncharacterized. Lineage: Eukaryota; Fungi; Ascomycota; Leotiomycetes; Helotiales; Sclerotiniaceae. The transcript has 2 exons. The record is from RefSeq and is a predicted model, not a curated record. The coding region runs from base 1 to 2013 and encodes 670 amino acids.
AUGAAUAAUCCUGACAUUCUGUCAUCAUCUCUCUCAACCAUGACACCUUCUACGUCUCACAAUCCCUCUACUGUACAGGUCUCACCAUCCUAUGGUCAUUCGAUGCAUUUAAUGCCUCCCCCCGAAAAGUCUGCAGAAAGAAAGAUGGGCAUCUUUAGAGCCGACUCUGGAAUCGCCAUCAAACCGGAUCCAAAGGUCGCAAUUCCAGACACAGAUCAACUCAACAGCUCAUCCAGCGCCCUCCCAAGAGAAGACCUAAUCAACAUCACCCCUACCGACACUCCUGGGGCCACACCCACCUUUAAUAAAAACAUUACCAACCUAAUCUCAAAACUCGAUCAACUGAAUAUCCAUCUCCGCGCCAUUCUCACACCGGUUCCGGAUACUCCGAUAGUCGAUCUCGAUGAUUCUACAUCCAUUUCUGAGUUCUCUACAGGAGUAAAAGCCCCACGUACUUCUGCAGAUGAACAGGAAGAAGACCCCUCUGACGCUUUUACCGAUACCUAUGCAACCACAGUCGCGAAUGACAUAAGCAGCACAAUUGCGAAAAUAGAUGAAGUUCUCGCGCAAAUCAGCGCGAUCUGUCAAUUUACCUCGAACAGGCCAGUAUCUCUUGAGGAUCUCCGUCUCAAAGAUCCCGUUAUUGCAGAAAGUAAUAAGGAAAGGGGAAAAGGGAACGGAAAAGAACAAACUCCCAUAAAACCCACCGUCUCCUCCAAGCUUCCCCCCUCUUCCAAAUCCACAAAACCCAUGAAGCGCCCUGCGAUUAAAUUCCGAUGGGUCAAUAACCUCUUCCCUGCACCAAAAAUGCUUUUUCGACGCAAGUUCGUCUCUAUACGUCAGCGCCGCAGAAUGCGUCGUAUGAAAGAAAGAAAGGAAAAGGAAGAAGAAAAGGAAGAAGAAAUUCCUAUCACUCCUACCAAACCCAUCCAACCCACCAAACCCCUCCUCUCCUCCAAUCUUCCCCCCUCUUCCCCCUUCACAGAACGCCUCACCCGACGCGCGCGAAUUCGCCAAUGGAUAUCCACUCUCCCUCCUCCACAGGAAGCAAAACCCUAUGAGGGUUAUCGCGCACUCGCUCUCUCUCUAUUUCUACCGCGCAAAAUUAGGGUUAUGAAUGAAGAGUCGAGAGAUGAGGUACCUGUUACUCAGACAUCUAAUGUGUUGGAUCCGCAUUUUUGGACGAUGAGAGAUGCGAAUACGUCUGGUUAUGGUUUGUCUUCUGAAUCCCCCCAAAAUCCCUCCUUCGCACCCCCGAAAGACAAACACUUAACCCAACCUCCGCCACCAAAAGAACAAGAAAAACAAGAAGCAGAGCCCAUUCUAGCAGGUCCAUAUAGCGAACCCUCGAUGACCAGACCCUUAAUAUCUAAGCCCUGGCUAUGUAGACCCUCGAAAAUGAAUCCAUCUAGAUCAUCCAAAUCGGCUGGAGUAGCAAAGGAAGGAGAAGGAGGGGAAGGGGAAGGGGAAGGAGAAAAAGAAGAAGCAAAACCCAUUUUAGCAGGUCCAUACAGCGAACCCUCAAUGACCAGACCCUUAACAUCUAAGCCCUGGCUAUGCAGACCCUCGAAAAUGAAUCCAUCUAAAAAGUCCAAAUCAUCUAAAGUAGCAAAGGAAGGAGAAAAGGAAGAAAAAGAAAAAGAAGGAGAGGCAGCGAAAACCCCCAGGCUACUAGUAAUGCGAAUGGUAAUUUACAGUCCGGGGCAGUCAUUAGAGAGUGUAUUGGCGAGUAUUCGUGCGGAGGAGAAGGAGGAGGAGAAGGAGGAGGAGAAGAAUCGACAGAACCAACAAAAGGAGAAGCACCAAAUCGCCAACCAAAUCGCCGAACAAAUCCUCAAGCUAAUCGCCAACUGUAUCGUCAAUAAAACCAACACCAACACCAAACCCGAAAUCGAAAUUGAAAUCAAAAUCGAGAAAAGCGAUUCAGAUACAGAUACAGAUACAGAUACAUACUCCAAAAUCAAGCAAACGAAAUCAGAGGAAGAGGAAGAGGAAGAGGAAGAGGAAAAUUAAAGAAAAAGAAUAAAGAGAAUAAGAAGAGUAGAUUUGAAGAACACAUACCGAACGAACCAGCCACGAAACGAAGAAUAUAGAAUGAAGAAUACAGAGUAAGCGGACACAGAUACAGAUAAAGAGGAGGAGGAUAGCGAAGAUGGAUAUAUAUUUAUUACAUUAUAUUCAUUACGCCAUGCUGCACUGCAUUAAAUUCACAGUGUACAUUAUCUUAUCUUAUGUUAUGUUUGUGUUAUCUUAUGUUAUGUUUAUAUUAUGUUAUACAAAGAAUAAGAAGAGCGUUAAUAAGAAGAGCA